AUGUCCGAACAGAAGCACAAUGAUGAAGCCCUCUCGGUCUCUCGGGACCCUGGGGCCAAGACGGAAUUUGAUGAUACGUUGGAAACCACAGAUGAAACCCACCGCAGGCUAUCGGCAGACAGCAAGAUGACCUGGCCACACGAACACGCCAAGGGUCUCGCGAUACUGCCAGGUCCGGACUCCUUUGGGAGAUUCUCCGCCAGUUCGUACCAGAGCGGGCGGACCUCGCCGUUACCAGGAACAAGCCAUCCCCCACCAACGACACAGCCGCCCAAGCAGACGACAAAGCUGGCGCAGCUUUGGCUGGCAAACAAGGGUGUCAUUUUGGUGGCCCUCUCACAACUUUUCGGCGCUCUGAUGAACCUGACAGCACGACUCCUCGAACUCGAGGGCGAGGGCAUGCACCCGCUCCAAGUCCUCUUCGCCAGGCAAAGCCUCACCAUGGUCUGCUGCUGCGCCUACAUGUACUACAUGAAGACCCCCGACUUCCCCUUGGGCAAAAAGGAAAUCAGGUGGCUCCUCGUCGCCAGAGGCGUGCUGGGUUUCUUCGGCAUCUUUGGCAUGUGGUACUCGAUGAUGUAUCUGCCGCUCGCCGAGGCGACUGUCAUCACAUUCCUGGCCCCCAGCGUCGCCGGCUUCGCCUGCUACCUUGUCCUCCGCGAGCCCUUCACACGCAACGAGCAGAUCGGUACCGUCAUCGCAUUCUUCGGCGUCGUCCUCAUCGCCCACCCGACCUCGCUCUUCUCCGGCGACUCGGCGUCCACCGUGCCAGAACAGCUCGGCCCGGGCAACGGCACCGCGACCUUGGCGCUGCCUGGGCUGGACCACCAGACCACGACGACGGAGCGGCUGACGGCCAUCGGGGUCGCAAUCCUGGGCGUCUUCGGCGCCGCGGGCGUGUACACGACGAUUCGGUGGAUUGGGAAGCGCGCGCACCCGCUGAUCUCCGUCAACUACUUUGCGGCGUCGAGCACCGUCGUUUGCACCAUCGCGCUCACGGCCGCGCCGCUGCUCGAUGUCGGUCAGCCCGUGCUGCGGUGGGGUCUGCCACAGACGGGCCGGCAGUGGCUCUUCAUGGUGCUGCUGGGGAUCUUCGGGUUCAUCAUGCAGUUCCUCAUGACGGCAGGCCUACGCACGGAUCGGUCCAACAGGGCGAAUGCCAUGGUGUACACGCACAUGCUCUUCGCGGCGGCCUUCGACCGGUUUAUUUUCGGGAACGUUAUGGGGUGGAUGAGUCUCGCCGGCUGCGGUCUCAUCAUCGGGAGCGCCUUAUGGGUCGUCCUGACCAAGAAGACGCCCGUGCCUAAGAGGGGGGCCGUGGCGGACGUGGAGGUCGCGAACGUCCGGGAUACCGAGGCCGUUCCGAUGUUGGCAGAUAUGGACGAUGGGAGGGACGAGGACUAUGAGCUUCAGAGAGUGAGGUGA
Colletotrichum graminicola M1.001 is the source of this 1425-nucleotide messenger RNA. RefSeq names its product integral membrane protein DUF6. The transcript has a single exon. Bases 1 to 1425 code for a protein of 474 amino acids. Gene Ontology annotation, cellular component: membrane. NCBI's taxonomy places the organism in Eukaryota, Fungi, Ascomycota, Sordariomycetes, Glomerellales, Glomerellaceae. The record is from RefSeq and is a predicted model, not a curated record.